Messenger RNA from Labrus bergylta (ballan wrasse), 1630 nucleotides. RefSeq names its product family with sequence similarity 81 member B (gene fam81b). Lineage: Eukaryota; Metazoa; Chordata; Actinopteri; Labriformes; Labridae. The record is from RefSeq and is a predicted model, not a curated record.
AUGUCCCACAAGCCAAAGUCACAGUCUUAUAAGAAUCACAGCAGGUCUGAUGUAUUGGCAGGUGGCCUUAGCGGUCAGGAGAUGACACUGGCGGUGCUGCUGGAACAGGCUUUCAGGAUCAAAGAAGAGGUGGCAGCAGGGCUGCAGUCCGCCAGAGGCUCCCUGCAGAUGGAGGCAAUGUCCUGCAGACUCCUGGAGAAUCACAUACUGACUGUGACUCGCAUUGUGAAGCAUCUUAGCAAAGACAUACAGGCCCUGGAGGGACGGAUCACAGAGUGGGACUUGAUCACCUCUGGAACAACAAAGGCUAUUCAAGAACUGGAUCAGAAGAACACAGCAGGCAUUGGGGACCUGAGAGGAAGAGUAGCCAGGUGUGAUGCCAGCAUCGCCAAGCUGAGCGCUGACGGGAACUCCGGGGAGUGGCAGCUGAAUAGACUACAGCAUGAGGUGGCAGGGGUCAAGUCAGCUGUGGACGGACGACUCAAAGAGCUGAAGGCCAAGUUCUAUCAUGACCUGGGGAGACUGGAGGCCUCAGUGUCAGAGCAUUAUCAUGGUCAAAAGAGCGACAUGUCUGAUCUGCAGGCAAAACUCAAACAACUAGAAGACAGGAUCUCCAACGGCUUAAAGGAGGCAAAGGAGCAAACAGAUUCACUAAGGAAGUGGACAGAACGGCAGCUCGACACAUCUGCCCAGCACUGCACUCAACAGCAGGACAAAAUGAGAGAAUCAGCAUCUAGAUUCUGUGACCGGCUGCGUGCUCUUGAGGCCCGUGUAGAUCUGUGUGAGACCCAGAAGGACCAGAUCCACCAAAGCCAGGCAGAGCAGAUGAAACGCUGUGAAACCGUCCUCAGUAAAAGAAUGACCUCAGUGGAGAGCGGCCUUCAUCAGGAGCUGCAGCUGCUCAAACAGGAAUAUCACAAAGGCUUCCUGUCCAUGCAUGAUGCCAUCGAGUCCCUGAUGCAGAUAGGUGACAUCAAGUCCCGCCUUAACGAGGAGAAGCUUCAGAAGGCUUUAAGGCACAAGCACAGCAAAGUGCAGGCAGAGCUUGACGACCUUUGACAGUCAACUAAUGAGGAGCGACUGACGAGGAGCACCUUGUUAUCAUCAAACCUGUCCUACACAAAUGGAUUCAACUAUUUGUUAACACAAGGCUCGACUUUCAGAAGAGCACUACAUGUUUUAUUCUAGGAGUUGCAGAUACGGUUAAAUUAGAUCAUACAGAAAUCAGAUAGAUGAUCAAGCAAAUUUGAAUGACAUUUUGUGAAGUGAGAGGGAAAUUGAUGACUGAAGUCUGAUUUCGUUUAAAUAGUUUUUGUUUGACACAGUCAAUAAAAAUUUUAGUUCAUCUUUAGAGAUCUAUAAAGGUAAGAUGAGUUGCCUACAGUUUUGCUCUCUCUUUUUUACUUACUAAGAUAUAAACAAUUUGUCAUGAAUUGAAAUUUGAUGAGAGAACACUAAUUAGUUUACACAACAAUAAUGCUAAUGUUUUAGAUACAUAAAAAUGUUAUAAACGGGACAGUUCUGUAACGUGAUUGAAAUGCAGCAUUAUGUGAAAAUGUUACAAAUUCUUCUCUACAACGUAACAGCUGAUCACCUGGAAUUGCAUGUUUCACUAAACCAGUUUCAUGGA